This is a messenger RNA of Vitis riparia (riverbank grape), 3428 nucleotides long. RefSeq names its product cation-chloride cotransporter 1. Gene Ontology annotation, biological process: monoatomic ion transport; transmembrane transport. Gene Ontology annotation, cellular component: membrane. Bases 188 to 3136 code for a protein of 982 amino acids. Gene Ontology annotation, molecular function: chloride:monoatomic cation symporter activity. The transcript is spliced from 13 exons. The record is from RefSeq and is a predicted model, not a curated record. Lineage: Eukaryota; Viridiplantae; Streptophyta; Magnoliopsida; Vitales; Vitaceae.
UCAUUUUCUCUCACUCUCUCGUUUGCAUUUUAAUUUUAUAUGUUCAGGUGAUUUUCUUCUUUUCUCUCUUAAAUAAAUUGCGUUUUCGGUGGUGGCUGCUCUCAGAUCUUUCCGAGAAAUCUCAGCAUCAAUCCAUAUAUAUAGAGAGGUAGAUCUGUGAAUCUGCAAAAAAACCAGAGAUCCGAGAAUGGACAACGGAGACAUUGAAAACGCGGAAGACGAGUUCGGCGGGCAAAGCGGACGCAAAUACAGACCAGUCGUCUCGCAUGACCGCGCUGUUCUCCAAAUGUCCUCUUUGGAUUCCGGAUCUUCCUCUUCUCUCCCCGUCCCUCAAUCACCUUUCACGAACCUUAAAAUAAGCAUGCAGGGAAACAUGAGUUCUGAUGCAAGAGAAGAGUCAUCUACUAAUCAUGAAGAACUCAAUGGUUCUGAAAGAGAAUCCAAAUUGGAAUUGUUCGGUUUUGACUCUCUUGUUAAUAUUCUAGGUCUUAAGAGUAUGACAGGGGAGGCAAUUGCAGCUCCUUCGAGUCCUAGAGAUGGCGAGGAUGUUUCUAUUACACCUGGGCGUUCCAAGGCUAAUGAUCUCAAAUUAGGGACAUUGAUGGGAGUAUUUGUGCCGUGCUUGCAAAACAUUUUAGGAAUUAUCUACUAUAUACGAUUUUCUUGGAUCGUUGGUAUGGCAGGCAUUGGUCAGUCGCUUUUGCUGGUGUCCUUUUGUGGUUUGUGUACUUUCCUGACUUCGAUAUCAUUGAGUGCUAUCGCAACUAAUGGUGCAAUGAAGGGUGGGGGGCCAUAUUAUCUCAUUGGUCGUGCCCUUGGUCCAGAAGUUGGAGUUAGCAUUGGACUAUGUUUCUUCCUUGGGAAUGCAGUAGCUGGAUCUCUUUAUGUGCUGGGAGCUGUAGAAACCUUCUUAGAUGCCUUGCCAGGUGCUGGGAUUUUUGGAGAGGUUGUCACAAAAGUUAAUGGCACAGAAGCUGCAGUGGCCGUUCCAAGUCCAAAUUUGCAUGACCUGCAAGUCUAUGGGAUAGUUGUGACGAUAAUCCUAUGCUUUAUUGUGUUUGGUGGUGUUAAGAUGAUCAAUCGGGUUGCACCUGCUUUCCUUAUACCUGUUUUAUUCUCCUUGUUCUGCAUAUUUGUUGGGGCUGUUUUGGCAAGAAAGGAUCACCCUGCUGUUGGAGUCACUGGCUUGAGUUUGAAAUCCUUAAAAGAUAAUUGGAGCUCGAGUUAUCAAAAUACUAAUAAUGCUGGAAUACCUGAUCCUGAUGGAGCUGUAAGCUGGAAUUUCAAUGCACUGGUCGGUCUAUUUUUCCCUGCUGUAACGGGAAUUAUGGCAGGUUCAAAUCGCUCUGCUUCAUUGAGAGACACUCAACGUUCAAUUCCUGUUGGAACAUUGGCUGCGACUCUUUCUACUUCUGCAAUGUACCUAUUUUCUGUGCUUUUAUUUGGAUCUCUAGCAACAAGGGAGAAACUUUUGACAGACAGGCUACUAACUGCUACAAUUGCUUGGCCUUUACCGGCAAUUAUUUACAUUGGAAUUAUCCUUUCAACCUUAGGGGCGGCUCUUCAAAGCCUUACAGGUGCUCCACGGCUGCUUGCAGCAAUAGCCAAUGAUGAUAUCCUUCCUGUUCUUCAUUACUUCAGAGUUGCUGAAGGGAGUGAACCUCAUAUUGCAACCCUCUUUACUGCAUUAAUCUGUAUUGGGUGUGUCAUAAUCGGGAAUCUGGAUCUUAUCACACCAACAAUUACCAUGUUUUUCCUUUUGUGUUAUGCUGGUGUGAACUUGUCUUGCUUCCUUCUGGAUCUUCUAGAUGCUCCCAGUUGGCGUCCACGAUGGAAAUUUCACCACUGGAGCCUCUCUCUUCUUGGAGCAGUUCUUUGUAUAGUGAUCAUGUUCUUGAUAUCUUGGUCAUUUACUGUGGUGUCCCUAGCCCUUGCAAGUCUCAUAUAUUAUUAUGUAUGCAUCAAAGGGAAGGCUGGGGACUGGGGUGAUGGCUUCAAGAGUGCAUAUUUCCAACUAGCCCUUCGUAGUCUUCGAUCACUGGGGGCAAGCCAAGUGCACCCAAAGAACUGGUAUCCUAUUCCCCUCAUAUUCUGCCGGCCAUGGGGGAAGCUGCCAGAGAAUGUGCCCUGCCACCCUAAAUUAGCUGACUUUGCUAACUGCAUGAAGAAAAAGGGUCGUGGAAUGUCCAUUUUUGUCUCUAUUUUAGAUGGAGAUUACCAUGAGUGUGCAGAAGAUGCCAAGACAGCCUGCAGGCAGCUGAGUACCUACAUUGACUAUAAGCGCUGUGAAGGUGUUGCAGAGAUAGUUGUGGCCCCCAGUAUGUCAGAUGGCUUCCGUGGCAUUGUCCAAACUAUGGGCCUAGGCAAUCUUAAGCCGAACAUUGUGGUCAUGCGAUACCCUGAAAUAUGGCGUCGGGAAAACCUAAUUGAAAUCCCAGCUACCUUUGUUGGCAUAAUUAAUGACUGCAUUGUUGCAAACAAGGCAGUUGUGAUCGUCAAGGGCCUUGAUGAAUGGCCCAAUGAGUAUCAAAGGCAGUAUGGUACUAUUGAUCUGUAUUGGAUUGUGAGAGAUGGGGGCCUUAUGCUUCUCCUCUCCCAGCUCCUCCUUACCAAGGAGAGCUUUGAGAGUUGUAAGAUUCAGGUCUUCUGCAUUGCGGAGGAGGAUUCUGAUGCAGAGGAGCUCAAGGCUGAUGUCAAGAAGUUUUUGUAUGAUCUUCGCAUGCAUGCUGAAGUGAUUGUUAUAUCGAUGAAAUCAUGGGACGCCCAAGGAGAAGGAGUGUCCCAGCAAGAUGAAUCAAUAGAGGCAUUCACGGGUGCUCAGCGGCGGAUUGCUGGUUACUUGAGUGAGAUGAAGGAGGCAGCUAAGAGGGAAGGAACUCCACUGAUGGCUGAUGGGAAAUCUGUGGUUGUGAAUGAGCAACAGGUGGAGAAAUUUCUUUACACAACACUGAAGCUUAAUUCGACAAUACUUAGAUACUCAAGAAUGGCUGCAGUCGUGCUUGUGAGCUUACCACCACCACCUCUCAACCACCCAGCGUAUUUCUACAUGGAGUAUAUGGAUCUUUUGGUAGAGAAUGUACCUAGGCUUUUGAUGGUAAGGGGAUACCGUAGAGAUGUUGUCACCCUUUUCACAUAGUUGCCUGCAGAGUGCAUCCUAGCAUGGUAAUUGCCCUUUUUCUUACUUACCCUGUUGUUCAUAUGUUUUUGUCUUACCUUUUUUUUAAUGCUUGUAGCUUAUAUGUUCAGAUUCAUUCUUUGACAACUGCUCUUGCUAAAGGCAGGAUUUUCCCCUUUUUUUUUGAUAGAAAAUUUUCAAAUUAAACAGCCCUUUUGGGAUGUACUUUUAAGUUCUAUUUUAUUAUAUUCAGGCUACAUUCAACUCCCUGUAUUGUUUUUCUGGUAUUUGAAGUUGUGAUAUCGUUUGGAAA